This is a messenger RNA of Photinus pyralis (common eastern firefly), 1191 nucleotides long. Its product is annotated as alpha-(1,3)-fucosyltransferase C-like. Bases 10 to 1134 code for a protein of 374 amino acids. Gene Ontology annotation, cellular component: membrane. The record is from RefSeq and is a predicted model, not a curated record. The transcript has a single exon. NCBI's taxonomy places the organism in Eukaryota, Metazoa, Arthropoda, Insecta, Coleoptera, Lampyridae. Gene Ontology annotation, molecular function: alpha-(1->3)-fucosyltransferase activity.
AACUGCAAGAUGCCGCGAACAAGUCAUUUCACGAUCUGUUUACUGGUGAUCAUUACACAGGUAUUGUUCAUCAUCUUCCAUUUUAAUUUCACUCCAGGUGGGGUACCCGCUCCAAUUCCUUCCCGUCAAAGUACACUUCCCAAGUAUAUCCUUUACUGGACCCCAUUUUGGGGAUUCCGAGAUUUUUUAAUUGGAUUUGGUAUGGAACCGUUUGAGAAUUGCGAAUAUAAAAACUGUUUUGCUACGAACAAUAGAAGCCUGAAGCCCAUCGAGGAAUUCAACGCCAUACUUUUUCACGGGACGAUUUACAAUCCGAAGAAAAAUGGCCGACCGCAGUCGCGAAGAAAAGAGCAAGUUUACAUUUUCCUCAACGUGGAAGCACCGGUUUACAUAGCGCCAAACUUUGCAAAAUUCAAUUCGUUCUACAAUUGGACGAUGACUUACCGAUUCGACUCCGAUAUCGUAUGGCGACACGGUAAGUUCAUCGAAGAAGAGUCGAACUACACUUUACCAUCGGCCGAGGCCGUCCAAAAGAAGACCAAGCUAAUCGCGUGGUUCGCCAGUCACUGCAAAACCUCGAGUAGGCGAGAAAGAUUGGCUGCCGAAAUGCAAAAAUUUCUACCUGUCGACAUUUACGGAUCUUGUGGUCCUCUCAAAUGCGGGAAGUCCAAAAACAAUAGUAAACUUUCCUCAUCAAAGUGCUACGACAUGCUCGAUGAAGAUUACAAAUUUUACCUUUCGUUCGAGAACUCGAUUUGCAAGGACUAUUCGACCGAAAAGCUGUACAACGUGCUCCGAAAAAACGUGGUACCGAUAGUUUACGGCGGGGGUGAUUACAAUUUGAGCGCCCCCCCGCAUUCUGUCAUUGACGUUUCCAAUUUUCACUCAGUCGAGGAGCUUGUCGAAUAUUUAAGUCACUUGGACCGCAACGUGACCGAAUACCUGAAGUACUUUGAGUGGAAGAAGAAUUAUAAAGUUGUGAAACAGGAUAGGGCAUGCGAUAUUUGCAAAAAACUACACGAACCGUUUCCGGAUUCGGUGUACAAUGAUUUAACAAGUUGGUCGUUUGGUACGCACGGCGAGAUUUGCAAGACGAGUAAACAUUUACCGGAAAUUGUACGACAGUUAUUGUAACCAUCCACGAUUUGCAGAUGUAAAAUUUUUGUUUAUUGUUGUCGAUAAAAUUUGAAG